AACACCCUUCUUAAAAUUUGACCUUCCUUUUCAACUAAGCCGGUCCGUUCCGCCAAUCUUCGUCUUCGACGCUGAUUCUACUUUUUCCGUCUUCGAGACGUUUUUGAGCGAAUUCCCAAGGGCUAAAUCUCUCAUCCGCGCGUCAUUUUAAAGCCUCUGCAACAGGACCCGAUAUGGAUCAGCAGGGCCACGGAUCUCAGGCGCCGAUGGGCGUUGGUGCUAAUGUCCCCUACCAGGCUUAUCCGCAACUCUACCACCAUCAGCAACAACAGCAGCAACAGCAGCAGCAGCAGCUCCAGAUGUUCUGGGCAGAUCAGUACCGAGAAAUCGACCAGACUAGUGACUUCAAGAAUCAUAGCCUCCCUCUUGCUCGGAUCAAGAAGAUUAUGAAGGCUGAUGAGGAUGUUAGGAUGAUUGCAGCUGAGGCUCCGGUGGUCUUUGCUCGGGCAUGUGAAAUGUUCAUUCUUGAACUAACCCAUAGGUCCUGGGCCCAUGCUGAAGAGAACAAGCGCCGUACUCUUCAAAAGAACGAUAUUGCUGCGGCCAUCACUAGGACGGAUGUGUUUGAUUUCUUGGUUGAUAUAGUGCCCAGGGAAGAGGGUAACGAGGAUAUUGGAAGACCAUCUGUAAUGACUGCCCCUGCCCCGGCGGGUGAUCCUCUCGCUUACUACUAUAUUCAGCAGUAGUGCCACUGUGGUUUGAUCUAGUAACUGUAGCUUCUGUCAUGUUUAGUUUCAGUUGGUGCUUUUUAUGCUAUUGCUGUGAAAUUGUUGCUCCUAAGUCAAUUAGUUCUUGUUUGUUGCUUGUUACUGGUUAAUGAUAGAUUCAGUAGUUAUGUCUAAGUUUUUCAUUGAUGAACCUAUUAUCUCGUGUAUAAUUCUGUGCCUUUUAAAAUGGAAAUUAUAUGUGUAUUCUGUGUUCGAAAUCAGUUUAAUAUAUGUGCUGUGUUAUGAA
This is a messenger RNA of Dendrobium catenatum, 954 nucleotides long. RefSeq names its product nuclear transcription factor Y subunit C-9-like. The transcript is spliced from 2 exons. The record is from RefSeq and is a predicted model, not a curated record. Gene Ontology annotation, biological process: regulation of DNA-templated transcription. Gene Ontology annotation, cellular component: nucleus. Gene Ontology annotation, molecular function: DNA-binding transcription activator activity, RNA polymerase II-specific; protein heterodimerization activity; DNA binding. Bases 174 to 686 code for a protein of 170 amino acids. Lineage: Eukaryota; Viridiplantae; Streptophyta; Magnoliopsida; Asparagales; Orchidaceae.